ACAACUGGCUGCUAAUAUCGGUGGGAUAUUUUGACCUGUGGAUUGGGCACCAGUUUGCUCUUGACUUUUGUCACGGACAGGAAAUUUUGGCUGUUAGUUAAGGGUUUGAUUGUGAUGUCUCCAGUGAAGCUUUAAGGAUUACAUGUAAAUUCUACCUCCCCAUAUAUUCAUCAAUCACCCCUUGGACAAGCAGAGCUGUACUGUGGGCUGACCGAAUAGUUUGAAGCAGAGAUACAUUUCUUGUACCACCACUGUGAGGAGUUUGUAGCACAGCGGGGCUCACACAAUCAUCAUCAUGUCUUUCUUGGUGGCUGGAGCUGCCUUGUUGGUGCUGUACGGAGUAUGUCGCCUCCUCAACAUGUCCAGUACCUCCUCACAACCUGCUCUGCACUACAGACCAGACUCAGAGCUCAUACAAAGCAUCUUGGCUGCAUGCCCAAUUUUCUUACAAACGUAUGUUCCUCCGCUAUUGUGGGGUAAAAGUGGCCACAUUCAGACUAUCAUCUAUGGAAAGCUUGGCAGAGUUAAGCCCCCUUUCUUAAAGGGCAAAAGAGAACGUGCUUUGAUGAAAGAUGGCGCCACUCUGACCUAUGACAUUUUUGAGUCCAUUCGGUCGCAUCCAACAGGGGGUGAUUACACAUUACUUGUGUGUCCGGGCAUAUCAAACAGCAGUGAGAGUAGUUACAUCUGUACCUUUGUGGACUACGCCCUGGAGCACGGGUUCAGGGUGGUGGUUCAAAACCAUCUGGGGGCCAUGAAAAGUGUCAAACUGACGGCUCCAAGGAUGAACACCUACGGCUGCACAGGGGAGUUUCACCUGAUGACCCUGAGGAUAAAAGAAACUUACCCCCGUACAAAGCUAAUAGCUGUGGGAUUCAGCAUGGGGGCGAAUGUUGUCACGAAGUACAUGGGGGAGGAUGCCAAGCAUCAGGAGAAUUUCCUGGCUGCCAUGUCCAUAUGUCAAGGUUAUGACCUCAGUCGUGCCAUUCCGUUUCUGAUGAGCUGGUCGCACCUUCGCCGCUGUUACUUCUACGCCAUGACAGUUCAUCAGCACUCCCUGCUCAGGUGUCAUCACGACGAGCUCUUCAAUGAGGAGGCGACCAAGCGCUAUGGCCACCUGGAUGUUCCACAGAUCUACAAAACCACCUCACUGGUCGCUCUGGACAAUCUGUAUUCCAAGAAGCGUCACGGGUUUGAGAAGCUGAAAGAUUUUUACACCUGGUGCAGCUCUGCUAACUUCAUCAACAAUAUAACACUGCCAAUGUUAAUUCUUAAUUCUGAAGAUGACCCAUUGGUUCCCCCAGAUCUUCACGAUGUGCCUAAAUCGUACGUGGCUGAACACAAGAAUGCCCUCUUUGUUGUGACCAAACACGGCGGUCAUCUGGGAUUCUUUGAGCAUGGUCUUGUGAAGCCGGACCGCAUCACCUGGCUUGACCGGGCUGUUCUUCAGUUUGCCAACGCUGUGGUCAGUCUGUGUGAUAUCCGUGCAGAUCAGGGAAACCCGCAGGCGAUCUGACAGUGUCUGGACAGGAUGUGUUUAACACAGGAAAUUUCAUCCACGAUGAGGUUACUGACAUUGACUGAUUUUGUGAGUUCUAUUGAUUUUAGAAAGGUGUUUUGAAGUUUGUUUGAAAGGUCGGAAAAAUAUAUGUUUCAGCACCAAAAGUAAUAUGUUAUAACUCUUUUAAUAUUUGCCUCUGAAAAUGCACUUUUGGGGACAAAUUUUAAGGGCGAACACACUAAUUAUGUCAUAUCUCAGGACGAGAAAAUUAUCAUUUUUUUAUAUUUUUAUUCACAAAAAAAUGCAACCAUAUGUUGUGCUAGACAAUAGUAUAUUACAUGUAGGUGUUUUAAUUUUUGUGUCUUGAGUGUGUUCAUUUUUGGCUUUUUUAGCCACUAUGUAUGUUCAAUUCUUUGACCUUUUCAACUGCCUCUGC
Liolophura sinensis is the source of this 1937-nucleotide messenger RNA. RefSeq names its product monoacylglycerol lipase ABHD2-like. NCBI's taxonomy places the organism in Eukaryota, Metazoa, Mollusca, Polyplacophora, Chitonida, Chitonidae. Gene Ontology annotation, molecular function: monoacylglycerol lipase activity; acetylesterase activity. The coding region runs from base 296 to 1516 and encodes 406 amino acids. The transcript has 9 exons. Gene Ontology annotation, cellular component: sperm flagellum; sperm plasma membrane. Gene Ontology annotation, biological process: sperm capacitation; medium-chain fatty acid biosynthetic process; medium-chain fatty acid catabolic process. The record is from RefSeq and is a predicted model, not a curated record.